AUGGCCUUAAUCCCGUCGCCACAGCACCGUAAUUACCGUAACCUCUCUGUCCUCCCCGCUCUCCCCGUCCACCCCCUUCCCGUUGGCUCUCCGCACACACCCCGCCCACGUUUCUUCUUGGGACCCUUGCGCUCACGGUCCCUUGCUUAUCAGGAGCUCAUGCUGCCCGUUUUGCCUAUUGCCCCUUCAUCCCCUCACGGGGCCUCGCUCUCCCGCUCUACAUAUAAUGGACCUUUGUCUUCUUCUUGCAUUCACUUCACAAUCUACAACCCCCCACGCUUCUCCUACUCAUCCUGCACCAUGGCUGCACAGAUCUACAACCCCGACCACACCAUGUCCGCUGCCGAAGAGGAGGCCCUCGGUGCCUCUAGGGAUGACCUUGCUGUGGACGAUCUGCCCGAAGGCAUGUUCCACCACCUCGCAGAUCCCGCUGACCUCCCUGCUGCAAAGAAGUCGUGUAUGGUUCCUGACGCCAGUCCCGCCCCCAAUCCUUCCCCCGCCACCUCCUCCGGUUCGGUCCCGGCGCUCCCUGCACACUCUCCCGUGCCCCUCACUAUCGCCGCUCUCUCUGCGCCCUUGUUUGGCCUGGCACCGUCGCUGGUUGCAACUGCAGCAUCUCCCAACAGCCCGGUAACCCGCGCAACCACAUACGCGUCCGUCGCCUCAGGCUCCAACCUGGCUCCCGCGCUGCCCGCCUCGCUCUUCGCCUCGCCCACCCCGGGCGGCGCCCCCCGUAAUCUGCGGCGCGCGCGCACGGAUGCUGCUGUCCCGUUGCCUUUCCGCAUGUGCCGCCGCAUGGUAGUCAAUGUUCUCCUCCCGAAAGCCGGGCUGGAGUCUCACCGCUCUGAAAUUUUCGCUGGCAUCAAUGCGCAGGUGUGUGGCUUUAUGUUCUCAUCUGGCAUUAUCCCUUCCUUCGAGCAGACCAUUGGGGACCCCUACCGUGUGGCCCGCCAGGUGUAUGGCCGCCUGCUCUUCUCAUGGCCGUCGCAGGACGAUGCGGCGGCCUUCCGAAAGCUCUUCCCCCUCACCCUCAAAGUCUCCAACUCCCACCCCUUUCUGCUUAAGGUUUUCGAAGACACGCUCGAGGCCUUCACCGCUGCCAAGGCAGCCGCUAUGCUACCUCACCUUCUCCUUGCCUUACCGCUCUGGUCCCCCUGUACUCCCCUUUCGGCUCUCCAUUUCGACAUCUCCCCCCACCUGUUACAAUACCUCCCCGCUCUUCCAGAGCUACAGUUCUCACCCACCCUGCUCUGUCCCAUUGUUGCCUCAUCCCCCUCUGCCCUCCCAGCUGCUGGGCCGCCGCGAUCACUUAAGCCCACCACCCCCCUUCACUCUAUCCCUGCCUCCCCACCGCCCCGCAGUCAACGCGCUCCCCUGAAACUCCCCCCCAGCAGCCCCACUCUUAACCCCCCUAUGCCCAAUGUCUCAUCCCCUCCUGCCCCCCCAGCGCCCCUCCCCUUGGGGCUCACCCCCCCUCCUCUCGCCUGA
This is a messenger RNA of Closterium sp. Naga37s-1, 1488 nucleotides long. Lineage: Eukaryota; Viridiplantae; Streptophyta; Zygnematophyceae; Desmidiales; Closteriaceae. The record is from the annotation of a GenBank genome assembly.